Molecule: messenger RNA, 2311 nt
Organism: Ziziphus jujuba (common jujube)
Lineage: Eukaryota; Viridiplantae; Streptophyta; Magnoliopsida; Rosales; Rhamnaceae
Product: alpha-dioxygenase 2
Exons: 10
Coding region: 216-2057 (613 amino acids)
Biological process (GO): response to oxidative stress
Molecular function (GO): peroxidase activity; heme binding; oxidoreductase activity, acting on single donors with incorporation of molecular oxygen, incorporation of two atoms of oxygen
Source: RefSeq, a predicted model, not a curated record
UGUCUUUUUCUCUCUCACAGCCCACUCCACUAACAGAGACCUUCUAUGCCCUCUCCGUUGGAGCCGUGUCAAAAUUCACCAAAAAAUGAUAACAAAUAAAAAAUAAAGAAGAAGGAGAUUUCAGCAUUGAAUGCAAAGGAAUGGGCACAAAAAUAUAAUUUCCAUCUUCUAACUGUUCAUGCAAAGCUGUACACACAGAUUUACAUUGUCCAACAAUGACUUACCACUUUCCGUUUAUGUAUAUAUACAUGGUUAUACACUUUGUAGACAAGCUGGAUUUGUGGCACAGACUUCCAGUUUUACUGGGACUAGCCUACUUGGGGAUUAGGAGGCAUUUGCAUCAGCGUUAUAAUCUUUUGCAUGCCGGAAAAUUCACCGGAAAUAAAUACGAUACAGAAGAGAUUUCUUAUCGGACCGCUGAUGGAACUUGCAACCACCCUACUGAUAAUCUGAUCGGCAGUCAGGGAACUCUAUUCGGUCGGAACAUGCCUCCAUCCACUUCUCGGUAUGGGCUACUGGAGCCUCACCCAACAAUUGUAGUCUCAAAGCUUUUGGCAAGGAAGAAGUUCAUAGAUUGUGGGAAGCAAUUCAACAUGAUAGCCUGCUCAUGGAUACAGUUCAUGAUUCAUGACUGGGUUGAUCAUUUGGAGGAUACUGAACAGGUGGAAAUUAAAGCUGCUGAAGAAGUUGCUAGUGGUUGUCCAUUGAAGUCAUUCAAGUUCUUAAAGACAAAGAAAGUUCCCACUGGUUCAGCCCAUAUGAACACUGGAUGUUUGAAUUCAAGGACUCCUUGGUGGGAUGGAAGUGUAAUCUAUGGGAAUAAUGAGGAGGGCAUGAGAAGAGUGAGAACAUUCAAAGAUGGAAAGCUGAAGAUCUCAGAAGACAAUCUUCUUGAACAUGAUGAAAAGGGUAUUCCAAUCUCAGGUGAUGUAAGGAACUGCUGGGCUGGAUUUUCUCUUCUACAAGCCUUAUUUGCCAGAGAACACAAUGCUGUUUGUGACAUGCUAAAAGCAAAUUAUCCAGAUUUGGGUGAUGAAAAGCUAUAUAGACAUGCAAGACUGGUGACUUCAGCUGUAAUUGCUAAAAUCCACACCAUUGAUUGGACAGUGGAGCUUCUAAAGACUGAUACUCUUCUAGCAGGGAUGAGGAUCAACUGGUAUGGAUUCUUGGGGAAGAGAUUCAAGGAUAUGUUUGGACAUAUUUGUGGACCAAUAUUCAGUGGUUUGGUUGGAAAUAAGAAGCCUAGAGACCAUGGAGUUCCUUAUUCAUUAACUGAAGAGUUUGUGAGUGUAUAUAGAAUGCAUUCACUUCUACCUGAUAAACUCAUCCUCAAGGACGUCAAAUCUACACCUUCAGAAGACAAAUGCCCUCCAACACUUGAAGAGGUGCCUAUGAGGGAGAUGAUAGGUAAAGAAGGAGAGAGAAGAUUGUCAAAAAUUGGAAUGGAGCAAAUGUUGGUAUCAAUGGGUCAUCAACCAACUGGAGCUCUCACAUUAUGGAACUAUCCAUCAUGGAUGAGGAACCUUAUUGCUCAUGAUAUCAAUGGAGAAGAAAGACCUGAUCCAAUUGACAUGGCUGCCUUAGAAAUUUAUAGAGAUAGAGAGAGAGGAGUUGCGAGGUAUAACGAAUUCAGAAGAAACCUGCUAAUGAUUCCUAUUAGCAAGUGGGAAGACUUGACAGAUGAUGAAGAAGUUGUUGAAGCUCUUCGAGAGGUUUAUGGAGAUGAUGUGGAGAAGCUUGAUUUGCAAGUUGGUCUACAUGCAGAGAAGAAGAUAAAAGGCUUUGCCAUUAGUGAGACUGCUUUCUUCAUCUUCCUACUUAUCGCAUCAAGGAGGCUAGAAGCUGAUCGAUUCUUCACAACCAACUUCAACUCCAAAACCUACACAGAGAAAGGACUUGAAUGGGUAAACAAGACCGAGACAUUGAAGGAUGUGAUUGAUAGGCAUUUUCCUGAAAUGACAAAGAAGUGGAUGAGGAGCUCUAGUGCAUUCUCAGUCUGGGAUUCAUUGCCAACUCCUACAAAUUACAUACCUCUUUAUUUCCGCCCUGCUCCUUGAAAUUUUUUUAUAUGAACUUUUAGUGAGGAAAUCUAAUCAUAUAUAUAUAUAUAUGUCUUUUUUUCCUCCACAUCAAGAAAACAGAUUGUUUGGACUGAGAAGCUCCCUCCAGUCUGUAUAGAAAUUAAGAAUACAAGUUCAUAUGAUCAAAAUCUCAUAUGCAAUGCCAAUUUACGAGUUUUAAUGUAAGAUAAUGUAUAUAUGUUUUUUAAUGAAUGAGAUUUGGCUGUGGAAUACAUCAGCAUUCAGCACAA